AUGGUGAGUCAGCUGUUUUGGAAGCAGGCCGCCGCCUCUCACCGGCAGGUGGCUGCGCGCCUAUCUCCGCAACGGCUCUAUCGUGGCCUGGCCACCGAAGCUGCCUCGACGCGCAUGCCCCCAUAUGCAAAGAUUGUCCGCAACCUUGAAUUGGUUCGCAAGGUGUUGGGAUCGGAUCGCUCGCUCACUCUCGCCGAAAAGAUCCUUUACGCUCACUUGGACAAUGUCGAGGAGUCACUACUUUCCGGCACAAACAACGGUCGCGACAUCCGAGGCAAGGCCAACCUGAAGUUGAAGCCGGAUCGUGUGGCCAUGCAGGAUGCUUCGGCCCAGAUGGCUUUGCUGCAAUUUAUGUCCUGUGGCUUGCCCUCAACUGCUGUUCCAGCCAGUAUUCAUUGCGAUCACAUGAUCGUUGGGGAACGUGGCGCGGACACAGAUCUUCCGGCCUCUAUUCAGGGCAAUGCCGAGGUCUUUGACUUCCUCGAGAGUGCAGCCAAACGAUAUGGUAUUGAGUUCUGGCCCCCUGGUGCCGGUAUCAUUCACCAGAGUGUACUUGAAAACUAUGCUGCCCCUGGUCUGAUGAUGCUCGGCACCGACAGUCACACUCCCAAUGCAGGUGGUCUCGGUGCCAUUGCCAUUGGUGUUGGCGGUGCAGAUGCUGUUGACGCACUUGUCGAUGCUCCUUGGGAAUUGAAGGCUCCCAAGAUUCUGGGCGUUCGGCUGGAGGGCCAGCUGAGUGGCUGGGCCUCUCCAAAGGAUAUCAUUCUGCAUUUGGCGGGUAAGCUGACUGUUCGUGGCGGUACUGGUUUCGUGAUUGAGUAUCAUGGUCCGGGUGUGGAAACCCUCAGCUGCACUGGCAUGGCCACCUGUUGCAACAUGGGUGCUGAAGUUGGUGCCACCACUUCGCUUUUCCCCUUCUCGCCAAGCAUGGUGCCCUACCUUGAAGCCACGCACCGUGGCCAUGUCGCCCAGGCUGCAGCUGAGAUUGCUGCCUCGGGACCCGGUAACCUUUUGCGAGCUGAUGGCAAGGCUGAAUACGAUCAAUUGAUCACUAUCAACCUCUCUGAGCUUGAACCGCACAUCAAUGGUCCCUUCACACCUGAUCUCUCUGUUCCCCUCUCCAAGUUCGCCGACACCGUGCGGGAAAAGAAAUGGCCCGAGACAUUCGGUGCCGGUCUCAUUGGUAGCUGUACGAACUCCUCGUAUGAGGAUAUGACUCGAGCGGAGGACUUGGUUAAGCAGGCCUCGGCCGCGGGGCUCAAGCCCAAGGCGGACUUCUUCAUCACUCCCGGUAGUGAACAGAUUCGUGCGACUCUGGACCGUGAUCAGACUCUGAACACCUUUUCAGAGGCGGGCGGUGUCGUUCUCGCCAAUGCCUGCGGUCCCUGUAUUGGACAGUGGAAGCGUACCGAUGGCGUUCCCAAGGGUGAAAACAACGCCAUUUUCACCUCCUACAACCGCAAUUUCCCGGGUCGUAACGAUGGAAACCGACAGACCAUGAACUUCUUGGCCUCUCCCGAACUCGUCACUGCGCUCGCAUACUCUGGCAGCACCACUUUCAACCCAAUGACCGACUCUCUUCCCACCCCCAGCGGCGAGACCUUCAAGUUCCAACCCCCCAAGGGCUUUGAUCUCCCCAGUGCUGGCUUUGAGGAGGGCAACGCCAAGUUCCUUCCUAGCGCCGCUGUUCCCGAUCCUUCCCAGGAGGUCAUCGUUUCUCCGACCUCCGACCGUCUGGCGCUUCUGGAGCCUUUCGCCCCAUUCCCCAAGAGUGACUUGACCGGUCUGCAGGUCCUUUACAAGGUCAAGGGCCAAUGUACCACGGACACCAUCUCAGCCGCCGGUCCGUGGCUGAAGUACAAGGGUCACUUGCCCAACAUCUCCGCCAACACCCUCAUCGGCGCGCCACACUCGAUUCCCGAGCUUGCCGAGCAAUGGAAGCAGCGCGGCAUCGAGUGGCUUGUUAUUGCCGAGGACAACUAUGGCGAGGGAUCUGCCCGUGAACACGCUGCCCUGCAACCUCGAUACUUGGGUGGUCGCGUGAUUGUCUCCAAGAGCUUCGCCCGUAUCCACGAGACCAAUCUUAAGAAGCAAGGUGUUGUGCCGUUGACUUUUGCCAACCGUGAGGAUUAUGAUCGUAUCGAUGCCUGCGACACCGUCGACACCGUUGGUCUCUAUGAUGUUCUCCAGGCCGGUGGCCAGGGCAAGGUUCAACUUCGCGUCACCAAGAAGGCGACUGGCGAGUCGUUCCUGAUCCCCGUGCAGCACACCCUGAGCAAGGAAGGAUCAGUCGGCCUUUAUCUUGGCUGGCAAGGUAUCGGCAACUUGAUCCUCUCCGAGCUUCGCAAGAACCGCGAUAAAGCCAAAUCAGUUCACUUCUUCAGCUCAUCCGGCGGCAAUGCCGGUCUGGCUGCUGUUCAUGCGGCCCGCGAUAUGGGCUGCCCCUGUACCGUGGUGGUCCCCCAUAGCACCAAGCCCAUGAUGAUUGCAAAGUUACGAGAUGCCGGGGCUUCGGAUGUCAUUCAGCAUGGUGCAAGUUGGUACGAAGCAGAUUCGUAUCUGCGGCGGGAAUUCAUCGAUAAUCAGAUCGACGAAUGCGUGUCUGGGUCGGAGAAUACGCAUGUAGGUCUCCGCGACAGUGUCAAUGUGUACGUGCCACCGUUUGAUCAUCCCUUGAUCUGGGAGGGUGCCGCCAGUAUGAUUGAUGAGAUGGUGGGACAAUUACCACCGCGCGAGCCCGGCGAAGAAGAGAGCGCCACUUUUCCAGCGGAUGUGGUCGUUUGCAGUAUUGGGGGAGGCGGGCUGUUCAAUGGUGUGAUUGAAGGAAUUGGGAAAAAUCUUCAGAAAUUCCCGGUCUGGGGUUCGAACGUUGCCACCAGGAAGAAAGUGUGCGUCCUAGCGGUCGAAACAAAAGGCGCGGACUCACUUGCCUAUUCGCUUCGUCAAGGAAAGCUCUCUUCCUUGUCCCAAAUCACAUCGCAGGCGACUUCGCUCGGUGCGCUGCAGGUCGCAGAAAAGACCUUUGCAAAUGCGCAAUCUCCUCCGGAAGGUAUUGAAGUGAUCAGUGUCGUGGGCUCGGAUGCGGAGGCUGCCAGAGGCUCUUUGCGCUUGGCCGAUGAGACAAGGCUCCAGGUCGAGUUGGCGUGUGGCAUCGGACUGGAGGUGGCGAUUGGGCAGCGGCUGGAAGAGGCAAUUCCGGACUUGAAGCCGGAGACAAGAGUCGUGGUCAUUGUCUGUGGUGGAAGCAACGUCACCUCGGAAAUGUUGGCGGACUAUAGAGCAAAGCUUCAAUGCGGAUGGGAGUGA
This is a messenger RNA of Penicillium oxalicum, 3306 nucleotides long. RefSeq names its product aconitate hydratase ACO2. The transcript has 4 exons. The record is from RefSeq and is a predicted model, not a curated record. The coding region runs from base 1 to 3306 and encodes 1101 amino acids. Gene Ontology annotation, cellular component: cytosol; mitochondrion. NCBI's taxonomy places the organism in Eukaryota, Fungi, Ascomycota, Eurotiomycetes, Eurotiales, Aspergillaceae. Gene Ontology annotation, molecular function: 4 iron, 4 sulfur cluster binding; aconitate hydratase activity. Gene Ontology annotation, biological process: tricarboxylic acid cycle.